Messenger RNA from Ramularia collo-cygni, 1026 nucleotides. RefSeq lists its product as uncharacterized. Gene Ontology annotation, cellular component: cytoplasm. The transcript has a single exon. Gene Ontology annotation, molecular function: 2-dehydropantoate 2-reductase activity. Lineage: Eukaryota; Fungi; Ascomycota; Dothideomycetes; Mycosphaerellales; Mycosphaerellaceae. Gene Ontology annotation, biological process: pantothenate biosynthetic process. The record is from RefSeq and is a predicted model, not a curated record. The coding region runs from base 1 to 1026 and encodes 341 amino acids.
AUGCCCACUCGCAUUCUCAUCGUCGGCGCCGGUGCGAUUGGRGCAUUCUACGGCGCGCGACUGGCUUGCGCAACCAACACAGCAGUCUCGGCACUUUGCCGGUCCAACUUCUCCGCAGUACAAGCGAACGGAUUCAAGGUCACAUCGCCGAAAUACGGAGAGCAGAUCUGGAAACCAGAAUAUGUCUUUAGCUCUCCAGACAAGGCCAGAAACGCUGGCGUGAAAUGGGAUUACCUGAUCGUCGCGACCAAAGCUCUCCCGGAUGUCAGCGACGAUAGUGCACUUUUGGAAGGACUCGUAGGACCUGGCACCAGCAUCGUACUGAUACAGAAUGGACUGGGUGUUGAGGAACCUUAUAAGAAGCGCUUCCCCCAGGCAUCCAUAUUGAGCGCCGUGACGGUUGCCAGCGCUGCUCAACCAAGUCAUGGAGUCAUCAAUCACAACCGCUGGACAAGAAUCUCGAUUGGACCCUACAUGCCUCACUUGGACCAAGGAGGCUCAGGACCCACUGGCGAUGAUACCAAUCAUGAGGCGAGUAAUCUGAAGAUUGUAAAAUUACUCAAAGAAGGUGGUAUUGGUGAUGCGGAAUCCUACGAUCACGCAGGUCUGCAGUUUGUGCGAUGGCACAAGAUUGCCAUUAACGCUGCGAUGAAUCCAAGCUCUGUUCUUUCCGGAGGAUGCGGAAAUCAGGAAAUGUCACUGGAUCCUGAAAUGUCCAUACAUUUGGCCGCGAUCAUGAAUGAGAUUUUGGAGACGGCGCCGAAGGUGUUGGGAAAACCACUACCGAAGACACUUGCCAGUGCGGAGAAGAUUCUCAAUUCAACCAAGAGGAAUAGCAGUGGGAGCAGGCCAAGCAUGUGGGGUGAUUGGGAGAAGGGAUCGAAGAUGGAGCUGGAGGUCAUUCUUGGUAACCCCAUUCGUCUUGCCAGGGAGAAGGGGUUUGAUAUGCCUCGGAUGCAGACCAUGUAUGCUUUGAUUAAAAAGGCCCAAGAAAAUCGGGAUAAGAAGCAAGAGAGUAAGCUGUGA